Messenger RNA from Chilo suppressalis (striped riceborer), 1446 nucleotides. Lineage: Eukaryota; Metazoa; Arthropoda; Insecta; Lepidoptera; Crambidae. The record is from the annotation of a GenBank genome assembly.
AUGGCCAAAUAUUACUACUUCUUCAGUGAGGGAAGUACUAUUAAUCAGCUGAUAUGCGCAGUUCUGAUCAACUUGCCUCUGUUCGCCUACGGUGCCAGCAUCGGAUGGUUGUCGCCAAUGACUCUUCUGCUGCAAUCCAAAGACUCGCCAACUGGGAGACCUCUUACUGAUUCUGAAAUCUCAUGGAUGGCUUCAGCAGCGUAUUUAAUGUGUUGUCCUGCAGAUUUCUUCAUGGCAUUCCUUGGCGAUAGGAUUGGGAGAAAACUAUCAUUACUUUUUGUUACAUCCGCCCUGGUUGGAUGUUGGGUAAUCAAACUAGCUUCGCUUCAGAUAUCAGCGUUUAUAAUAGCCAGAGUUUUGGUCGGUGUGAACAUGGCAGGUUGCUUCGUCAUCUGCCCGAUAUACACGAAAGAGAUUAGCCAGGAUUCUAUAAGAGGAUUCUUGGGAUCUAUGUUAGUAUUAUUUCAAACCUCCGGAAAUCUCUUUGGGUAUAUCAUGGGAGACUUGCUGAGCUACAGCACGUUCCUAUGGGUUUGCCUAGCUUUGCCGACAGUACAUCUCAUACUGUUCAUGAUGAUGCCUGAGUCACCAUCUUUUCUCUUAAAAAGAGGAAAUGUAGAGGAAGCUACUAGAGUCUUGGCUUGGCUUAGAUGCAGGGAUGAGACUGAUAUAGAAAUUAAAAAUGAAAUAGACGUUAUGAAAAAGGAACAGGAAAAGGAUAUGGAAGGAAGCACAUUUCUCCUGAAAAAUAUUUUAUCGGAUCGAAUUCUAUGCCGUGCAUUCAUCAUUGCCAUGAUAGUUACGGAAGCAAGGGAGGUCUGUGGUGCUAUACCGGUACUUAGUUUCGCUGGUGAUAUAUUUUCUAUGGCAUCCAAAGGAUCCAGUUUGGUGUUAACACCAAAUCAACAAGCAAUGAUGCUGGGGGCGGUACAAGUAGCCGGCUCAGCGUUGGCAUCGAGUGUCGUUGAAAAAGCGGGACGGAAGAUGCUCUUGGUUAUAACAACACUGGUCUCCGGUCUGAGCAUGUGCUGCCUUGCGUCUUGGUUUCUCAUAAGAGACAUGGGUUCGUUCGCACCGGCCUGGAUACCUAUCGUUACUUUAUGCGUCUGCAUCUUCUGUGACGCUUCUGGCUUGCAGCCAGUUUCCAUGGUGUUGGUUGGCGAAAUCGUGUCGUUUAAGUAUCGUGGUACCGUGAUGGCGGUUACAAUGGCGGGGGCUUCGUUCUCCGCCUUCUUGCAAAUGCUAUUCUUUAAGCCGCUGGCCACUGCUAUAGGGGUGCAUGUCGCAUUUUACUUCUUCUUCGCAAUUUGCAUAUCAGCAGCGGUGUACGUGUUAGUAUUUGUACCGGAAACGAGGAACAAAACGCUGGAUCAAAUCUACGACGCGUUAAAGACGAAAAAAGAAAAAGCUAAAGAGAAACAGCUGACUAAAUCUGAGAGUUGUUAG